AUGCUCCGGCUGCUGAGCGCCCUCCUGCUUGUGGCCCUUGCCUCGGGCUCUGCCCUACCUUUCUACAAGCCCUCCAGCCGCGUGGUCAACGGCGAGGAAGCAGAACCCCACAGCUGGCCCUGGCAGGCCCUGUUGCAGUACGAGGUGAGUGGGGGCUGGUCCUUCACCUGUGGCGGGACCCUCAUCGACCCUGACUGGGUUCUAACUGCCGGCCACUGCAUCUCGAGCUCCCGGAAAUACAGGGUGGUGUUGGGUGAGCACGAUCGUACAGUGACAACAGGAACCAAGCAGGUCAUCAGUGUUGCUGCUAUCUACGUGCACCCAGAAUGGAACUCCAGCUGUCUCAGCUGCGGCAAUGACAUCGCCCUCCUCAAGCUGUCGCACAGCGCCGAGCUGACACCUGAAGUACAGGCAGCCUGCCUCCCUCCCCGAGACUACAUCCUGCCCCAUGGGACCAAAUGCUAUGUCACCGGCUGGGGCCGUCUCAUCACCGGUGGACAAACGGCCAACCAGCUACAGCAGGCACUGCUGCCCGUGGUGGACUAUGCACACUGCUCUCAGGCGGACUGGUGGGGCUCCACUGUGAAGGAGACCAUGGUGUGCGCCGGCGGUGGUGACAGCUCUGCCUGCAAUGGUGACUCCGGGGGACCCCUCAACUGCCCUGGAGUGAAGUGUGAAUGGGAGGUCAACGGCGUGACCAGCUUUGUCUCCUCUCGUGGAUGCAACACCCUCAAGAAGCCCACGGGGUUCACCCGAGUGUCGGCCUACAUUGACUGGAUUGAGGAGAUCAUUGGUAGCAGCCUCAAGUGCUCGUGCUGA
Molecule: messenger RNA, 819 nt
Organism: Lepus europaeus (European hare)
Lineage: Eukaryota; Metazoa; Chordata; Mammalia; Lagomorpha; Leporidae
Product: chymotrypsin-like elastase family member 3B
Exons: 8
Coding region: 1-819 (272 amino acids)
Biological process (GO): proteolysis
Molecular function (GO): serine-type endopeptidase activity
Source: RefSeq, a predicted model, not a curated record